This is a messenger RNA of Coffea eugenioides, 549 nucleotides long. Its product is annotated as glycine-rich cell wall structural protein 1-like. The transcript has 2 exons. The record is from RefSeq and is a predicted model, not a curated record. Lineage: Eukaryota; Viridiplantae; Streptophyta; Magnoliopsida; Gentianales; Rubiaceae. The coding region runs from base 1 to 549 and encodes 182 amino acids.
AUGGGUUCAUCUUCGAGAAAAUGUGUCUUUGUGUUUCUUCUUCUCUUGAGCAUUGUGUUAGAGUUGAGUGUAACAACUCUUGGUGAUGGCAAGCUUAACAAAGAAUUGAAGGAAGAUGGUUGUGGAAUUGGUAGGAGGGGUUGUAGUGGUAGGGGAAGGAAAGGACGAGGGUUAUUUGGAGUCGGAGGAGUUGGUGGUGGCAGUGGGUUUGGAGCUGGAGGUGGUGUUGGCGGAGGUGCAGGUGGCGGAGUUGGUGGAGGAGGAGGGUUUGGCGGUGGUGAAGGUGGUGGCAUUGGGGGUGGGUCAGGUCAUGGUGGUGGAUUUGGAGCAGGAGGAGGUGUCGGAGGAGGCAUUGGUGGAGGUGCUGGAGGAGGCGGCGGCCAAGGAGGUGGUGUCGGUGGCGGUUCUGGCCAUGGGGGAGGUUUUGGAGCAGGUGGCGGAGUAGGAGGUGGCAUUGGAGGUGGUGGUGGAGGCGGAGGUGGAGCAGGCGGAGGCGUUGGAGGCGGUGGAGGAUUCGGAGGAGGUGGUGGUAGUGGUGGUGGAUUUUAA